GUGGCGCCCGCGUCGCCGCCGCUGCGCGCUCGUCACGUAGCGCCAGUGCCGCCCCGAGCUCAUGGUGCGCGCCUAGCAGAGCAGUCCGCGCACGAUGGUGGCCGCCAGCAAGCCGAUGCUGGAGCUGCUGGCCAGCCGAGACUGCCGCCACAUCGUCCACCCGUGGACGCCCAGCUGCUGGAGGGCGUCGCUGCGCGUCUUCACCAUCUUCCUGUUCGGCUCAUCGCGCCUCAUGCUGCCCGCCUACGCCGCGCAGGUCGCGGUCGGCGGCUGGCGGCCGAGCCUGGCGUCGGCGCUGCGCGCUUUGCUGCGCUCCCUCUGCUUCGGCACCUCAGUCACAACGGGCAUAUUCGUCUUCCACUGCCUCUUCAGAUAUUUACUUGGCCGCUAUCACCGGUCAACCGCAUUAUUUUGGCCAGCUUUCCUCGCUGGCUUGUCGGUAUACAUUGAAGACGACAGACGAAAACCAAUUACAGCAUUUUACUACUACACGUGGCUGCUGGAGUGGCUGUUCCGGCGGCUGUCCGCGCCCUGGCCGACCGUGCGCUCCCGCGCCAGCCUCACGCUGCUCUUCACGGCAGCCAGCGGCGCCCUCAUGUGGACGCUGCGGCGCGGCGACCACCCCAAGGACACGCCCAUCUUCUGGUUCUUCAGGCCGUCUCGGCGCUCAGGCGACAUCGAGAGCAAUAAGGGCUGUUCGCACCAGGGAAGCUGCUGGAACCACGGCCUCACGCUGGCGGCGAAGUACCUGGCGGCGGGCGUGGCGCUGCAGGCGGCUCGCCACCUGCUGGCGCAGUGGAGGCGGCCCGCAGGCCCCGGCAGCGGGCUGGCGGCACUGCUGGGGCGCGCCCUGUGCGGCGACAACUCGCUGGGGCUCUUCCUCGCCGCCUACGUCGCUCUCUACCAGGUACGCUAG
Messenger RNA from Schistocerca serialis cubense, 916 nucleotides. RefSeq lists its product as uncharacterized. NCBI's taxonomy places the organism in Eukaryota, Metazoa, Arthropoda, Insecta, Orthoptera, Acrididae. Bases 95 to 916 code for a protein of 273 amino acids. The transcript is spliced from 6 exons. The record is from RefSeq and is a predicted model, not a curated record.